AUAUUAUUUUUCGUGUGGUCAGUUUCCCAAACGUCGUUGUGCGUGUACGCAACUACGCGCGUACGUUCAUGUACUACCGUCUAACACGUAGUACUGUCCGUCGUCGUUUUCAAAAGUUCCUCGACGGUUCCAUCCCUCCUCGGCGACUACCCCUCAAACAGUAACAAUAACAAUAAUAAUUAUACUAUCGUAUUCGCGGACAGUUGUAGUGCCGCGGUGUGUGCGCGUAUAUGCAGUGUUGGUUCUAUUGUGGCGCACGUUUGGUAUUUAUUUUUUCCACUUUUUUUGUCGUAAUUUUUUGUCUGGAGUACAGUAGUCUUGCUAGUGAAACAAUCAGUUCCUGCGGUCCAGCCAGCUACCACCCUUGACUGUAAUCACAGAUAAUGAAUUGGACGUGGUGAACUAAUUUGCGGAACAUUUGAUGACGAUAGUAGUUGAGGACUGUUAGUGUGCGUAUACGCGAGCACGCACGUAUGUGUGCGUGUCGUCUGUUUGUGUCGCCAGUGUAGAAUCAGUUUUGACGAGAAUACGCGAUCCCUUCACUUGGAAGCAAUAUUUAUACCACUGAUUUUACCGCCGCCGCCGCCGCCGCUGCUGUCGCCACUCAAAUCGCUGUCACCGCUGUCGCCACCACCGCCACCGACGCUGUCAUGGAAGUGAUGGAUUCUGACGCCAACACCGUGUUGCACUCGGUCACCAAAGGCGUGCACGUCGGUCCGCCACCUGUCUGGCCCGGCAUGGACAACGUCACGAACGCGUCCAUGUUCGACGAGUCAAAUCUGCCGUAUGACAUGAAAUUCAACGAGGGCCACGUGGUCGCCAUAGUCACUUACAGCAUACUAAUGGUAGUCUCAGCCAUAGGCAACAUCACGGUGCUGACCAUCAUCCUGAAACGCAGGCGCAAGGCUGGCACAAGAAUACACGCGAUGCUCAUGCACCUGGCCAUCGCUGAUCUGUUGGUAACGUUUUUGAUGAUGCCGUUGGAGAUAACGUGGGCAUGGACUGUACAAUGGGUGCUCGGUGAUCCACUAUGCCGCAUCAUGUCAUUUUUCCGAAUAUUUGGAUUGUAUCUUUCCAGUUUCAUAUUGAUUUGUAUCAGCGUUGAUAGAUACUUGGCUGUUUUGCAGCCAAUGCGUUUAUAUCAGAUGGAUCGCAGGGGAAAGUUAAUGAUUGCAGUGGCAUGGAUUGCAUCAGUAAUUUGUAGCUUACCACAGACUUACAUAUUUCACGUGGAACGACACCCUAAUGCCACAUGGUACGAACAGUGCGUCACUUAUAACGCUUUUUCGUCCAAAUUGCACGAGCUGGCUUACUUAUAUUUCGGCAUGUUCAUGAUGUACUGGUUGCCUCUAAUCGUUAUACUAUUCUGCUACGCUUCCAUCAUCAUUGAAAUAUAUAGAAGGUCCAGGGAAUCGAUUUGCGGUCAAGGUACAGAUAAUGUGCGUCGUCUGGGAUUUUUAGGGCGUGCCAAAAGUAGAACAUUAAAGAUGACAAUCAUUAUUGUCAUAGUGUUUGUUGUGUGUUGGACCCCCUACUACAUUAUGGCUAUUUGGUACUGGACGGACCACAAGUCGGCGCAGAUGGUCGAUCAGAAGGUACAGCAUGCACUCUUCAUGUUCGCGUGCACCAAUUCGUGUAUGAACCCGAUCGUAUACGGAGCGUUCAAUAUACGCACCAGGAGGACGCUGGUGACCCAGGCCACGAUUUCUAAAACUUCUACUGAAACCAGAGUGUUGGACUUUUGAAGCCCGCCAGAUGGACGGUGAUGAUUUAUAUAUACGUUUAAACGUUUUACGUUCAAUUUUUAAUUUUAACUAUAUUUUAAUAAAAUAUCUAGUUGUAAAACUAUUUCGGCCAUAAUUAUUAUUAGGUGAUAUUAAUUAAUUUAAACGAAAAACAUGUAAUACCAAUAAUAUGCUCUAAAAUUGCUGAUAUACAUUUUGUUAUAUCCCACGCGUUCAAUAGGUACAUACGUACAAAUAAGUGAACUUUCAUAUGUACGAACUUAUAUAAUAUCAAAUUCGAUAUUUGUGAACUUUUUCAGUAGUAGUUACCUAUAAUCAUAUAAAAUAUUAUAAUAAUCUAUUAUAUCAUAGUUAAUAGUUAUAUUAUGUACAGCUAUUUACAUUUUAAAACCGAUACUAGUCGUUUAGGUAAAUAUUAAAUGUGUAUAAUGUGUUUGAUAUAUUCCACACAUCUAAAAUGUAUCUACCAAAGUUGAAAAUAUAGUUAAAAAAUAAUAAAUAGUUCUUUAAAAUUUUCAUUUUGUACAAUCACACUAAUAUAUACAAAGUGAUGUCUUAACUAAUGUAACCACUUUUUAAUAUCUACUACUCGUAAUAAUUAUGAUUUAUUAUUGAAUUAAUUUAAUUAUUAUCAGGACUAAUGGCCGAACGCCUAAGGGCAUAUUGAAAUUUAACGGUCAUGCUUCAAAGCAAUGGCUUUAGAAUAAAUAGAUAGCGAUAAAAAAAAAAUUUGAUGUUCAGAACACGCAGGUGGAAUUGCUUUAGAGAUAAUCAAACAACUGGAAAAUACAAUAACACGCGUUUUUAUUGAUAGCACAUUACUUAUAUAGAUUUAUUUCAUAUCAUUUUUUUCAUCUUAUUUCGAAAUACAUUCAGAUAGAUAUAAAAGUCUUAUACCGAAAAUGAUACAUUUUUAGUUGUAGUACCUAGUCUUGUAUUAGAUGUGUAAUAAUAAUUUGUAUUUUUUUAAAUCUGUCAGCACAAUGGUGUUUGGCGAUAUCCUAAUUAUUCAAUGUGUCUACAUUAAGUAGAUACUGUAAUAUUAUAUUUUAUCUCAAAUUUUUUCAUCUCGUUUCUCCUUAAGUCCCGUGGGCAGUCGUCCCAAUAACAUGUGAAUGAUUCUUAUUAGAGUAUUUUCAUUGCUAUGUUUACCAAUGAUGAUGACAAGUAGGACAGAAAUAAAUUCUGUUUUAGUUUAGUGCUUGCUUCGAAAAUCAAAUGUAAUUUAUUUAAUUUGAUCGCAUCGGCUUGAUAGAUUAAUGCAGUUUUUAUUAUUAUUAUUAAAUUUCAAAUAUAGCAUUGCAUGUUUUUUAGCCUUAAUUAUUGUACAGAUUAAUGUUAAUAAUGUAAGUUGAUAUUUCAAAGUACGGUAUAUGAUUUUAAUUAAAAAUAUUAUUUAUUUA
Molecule: messenger RNA, 3148 nt
Organism: Metopolophium dirhodum (rose-grain aphid)
Lineage: Eukaryota; Metazoa; Arthropoda; Insecta; Hemiptera; Aphididae
Product: adipokinetic hormone/corazonin-related peptide receptor variant I-like
Exons: 8
Coding region: 651-1745 (364 amino acids)
Biological process (GO): G protein-coupled receptor signaling pathway
Cellular component (GO): membrane
Molecular function (GO): adipokinetic hormone receptor activity; G protein-coupled receptor activity; peptide binding
Source: RefSeq, a predicted model, not a curated record